This is a messenger RNA of Guyanagaster necrorhizus, 2938 nucleotides long. RefSeq lists its product as uncharacterized. The transcript has 10 exons. Gene Ontology annotation, biological process: division septum assembly. NCBI's taxonomy places the organism in Eukaryota, Fungi, Basidiomycota, Agaricomycetes, Agaricales, Physalacriaceae. Gene Ontology annotation, cellular component: division septum. The record is from RefSeq and is a predicted model, not a curated record. Bases 82 to 2805 code for a protein of 907 amino acids.
GGCGCUUCGUCUUAAGGCACGAUCCCCACUCGCAUCAUCAGGCUAGGCAGUGACACCUUUCCCUCUCGCCAUCGCAGGGCCAUGUCCCAAGUGAAGCUCACCCUUCGACAGCCUCCGAACGUCGAAUUCGUCCAUGGAUACCCUGGCAUUCCUUCAGGAGGCACAGACAGGCCACAGGCUGCAGUAAAGGGGGCUAUCGAGGUCAGAGUCGGACCUCAAGGGGUCAAAGCAAAAUGGCUCCGUGUGGAGCUGCGCAGAGUCGAGCAGAUUCCAAUGACGGGAGAAAAUACGUUUUUUGAUUAUGUUGGACCAAGUCCGGUCAACGUUUGGACAGCACCAGAGGAGUGGCAGGUACUGAAUUCGUCGGAUUUCCCAUUCGAUAUACGCAUACCAGAGUCCAUUCCGCCGACACUCACUCUGGAGGGGCGUGUGGGGAUCAAGUAUGAACUCAUUGCCAGCGUGUGUACGAAAGGUAAACGUGGCUUCUUGCGGAAAAGAAAGUCAAAUGUCGCAUCGACUCAAACCGAAAUCAUAAUUGACAAGCACGAUCUGCACUCUACAUGGCCAGUCUACUGCCAGACCGACGUCCGACGUGUUGAGCUCGAUGGUGUCUCUUUGACUGUUGAGCGUCAUCAGACAUGCUAUGGCCCUGGCGAUCGUGUUGCAGUAUUCGCCACGGUCAGGUCUGAUAACCUUCAGACUGUGAUCCUUCGAGGCUUCGAGCUUUCGAUUCGUGAGUCGAGAACGUUUCGCGCGGGAGCAUUCACCGGGGGCCGAAAAACUACGCCAACAACGCGAGUUGGCAACAUCUUCGAAAACAAGUUUGCCAUCAAUACGACUCUUAUGGGAGGCAUGCAGCACAAAGCAGAACUCUCAUCUACUAUUUCUCCGAGUCAUACUACCACGACACUUAAUUCGGCUAGGCAUAUUGAUAUCAAUUAUGUUUUGUGCGUCAAGGCCAUCAUGGGCACGGGACACCCUCUAGUGAUGGAUCUUCCCGUCAUCAUGUCUAACUGGCCUAGGAGUGUUUCGCAGGAAGCCAUACGGCGUAUCGGACCAGCUCCUGGUCUGUCCCUCUUGACGCCGCACUCUGUUAUUACGUCUGUAGAACCAUCUCCCGCGACACGCCAUCAACCUACUCAGUCACAGAGCUACGGCGGUCGACCUUCUCAACCAGACACAGGAGCUAUCAAAUCACCCGUAGCAAGCACUUUUUCUUCGUCGGCCCAGCCUCGAACGAAUGGAUACGUGAAUGUGAAGACGGACGAAUUUGGCUAUGGUGCUGGCUACGGGCACAAAACCACAUUUUCAAAGUCCAAUAGUACUGAAGAUGACCGAAAGGAAAGGGAAAAGGAAACAGGCUCACGACGGCCUGGGUCCUCGGGUACAGUCACUAGUACAAGAUUGACUAUCACCAAUGCUUCACCUUCGGAGAUACCGGAUGCUCCCCGUGCCAAUGGCCGGAAACGUUCUGGUAGUGGGCGUGCCUGGCCUACUGCCGAGGACGAGAAACAGCUGUAUCAUCGUGCCAAAGCUAGAGUUGAACAGGUACAAGGUGUCGUGGCUAGAACGCCUUCACCGACGCCGACUACUUCACGUCACAGUCCACCGCCCAUUGCUCAGCCUCAACCGCGAUCACCGGCAAAUAAUAAUCCAUGGCCCACUGCAGAAGAAGAGAAGUUCCUCGCCGCCCAGGCUGCUGUACAAAGAACACAAGGUAUCGAAUUCGCCUCUCCAACCAGCGAUAUCGCUCGUCCUACCCGAAACCCAUCCAUAUCGAAAUCGCUAAUGAACGGUGCCGGUUCAGCUACAAGCUCGCGCGAAAAGAAGACCACUUCCGGCGGCAGAAUCCUUCAAUACCCGUCCGCGGCUGAUGAGAAGGCAGCGCUGAAGCGAUACAAUGAAGCCAAAGAGGCUGUGGACCGUACCCAAAAUGUUGGCCUAGUCAACGGUGUUGGGCCAGGGCCGGUUGCGUACGACUCUCUCUAUCCCUCUUCGUCAAGACUUUCUCCUCCUACACAUGAUGAGCCGCCCCCGUUUGAGGCGGCUGCAGGCUCGUCUUCACCAGGGUUCGAGUCGGCCUUGCAAGAAAAGGCUCGUAUGCGUCGGGCGAUGGAAGCAUCUCAACCGCACAGCCCGCCCCCGCCCUCGAUAGACGAAGCACCAGCGUAUGGAUCUCCGCCUCCCUUCGCAUCGGGUGCGACCUCAGCAGCAGCAGCUCUAUACGCUUCAGGCCUCUCCGAGAAAGAACUCCUGCGCCGGAGAUUCGAGGCUCAGGAUGCCAUGGCCAUAGCCAUGGCUAGUGGGAGCGGGAGCGGGAGUAGUCUUCCUCCCCCUGCCACAUUACCCCGCUCGAUAUCAACAGGUGCGCCGCAUUCCCCACGGCCGACUCCUGCGCCUCCAACUUCGAGUUCGAGGAUCAUGACCGCCGCGGAGGAAAAGGCGAUGUUGAAAGCCAAGUACGCGAUGGAAGACCAGGCCGCCAGUCCGAGUAAUAUCGCGUCGGGUUCUUCUUCUUCUUCGUCUGCUCCUGCUCCUCCUGCUCCUCCUCCGCUGAUGCCCCGGCCUCCGGCGGAGUACAUCCAGGAAACUCAGGAAGAGGACGCACGUGUGUCUAGGAUGGUCCGCGAGGAUGCGUCGCUGGCCCUGGAUGAUGGUGGUGAUGGUGACGACACCCUUCCGCUGCCUAAUGGGAACAGCCUAGGGAGUGCAGUCGAACCUCGUAUGAAGCCUUUCGCGCCGUCCUCCAAUGGCGCCGCUCCACCGCCUUUGCCUCCCAAGCCGCUUUCUCCCCCGCCAUCAUGACUUGAAAACCGUAUGCAAUACCUACUACUCCUUAUUUAAGUUUUCCUCCCGUAAAUCUCCCUACGCCUACAUAUUGUUUGUCUCUACAACUGUUCUUGCGUAUACCACAUUCUCUUUCGUCUCCACGGGCCGU